Molecule: messenger RNA, 648 nt
Organism: Penicillium digitatum Pd1
Lineage: Eukaryota; Fungi; Ascomycota; Eurotiomycetes; Eurotiales; Aspergillaceae
Product: Short-chain dehydrogenase/reductase SDR
Biological process (GO): secondary metabolic process
Cellular component (GO): cytoplasm
Molecular function (GO): oxidoreductase activity
Source: RefSeq, a predicted model, not a curated record
AUGGCCUGUCGGAACCUCAAAAAGGGUGAACAAGCCCUAUUCGAACUCCAAAGCAAAAAUCUCAAGGGAACCCUCUCCCUCCUCCAGCUAGACGUCGAAGACGACACAUCCAUAACCCAAGCAGUCUCCACCGUCGCCGACCAAUUCAACCGACUCGACGUCCUAGUCAACAACGCCGCCUCUGCUGCACCUAACAGUAGCGGCCGCACUAAACUGAAUCAGAUCUUCUCAACGAACGUGAUUGGUGCCACACUGGUCUCCGAGGCUUUUAUUCCCCUCCUGCUCAAAUCAGAAUCCCCCUAUCUGAUCCACGUCUCCAGUGGUCUGGGCUCAAUGCAACGGGCAACUGACCCCAGCAGCGAGAUUUAUGCUGCGCCUUGGGACGAAUACCGUGCGAGCAAAGCAGCGCUGAAUAUGAUCACUGCUCAGAUGCAUAAGCGACUGCAGAGUCGGGGUGUGCGGGUUUUCGCAUUCUGUCCCGGUCUGGUGAGGUCGAAUUUGAGGGGUGAGGAGGAGGCUGCGGUGAGUGCGCAGGGGAAAGCUGGGGAUCCGUUGGAGUCUGGUAGAGGGAUUUUAAGGAUUGUGCUUGGGGAGAGGGAUGGGGAGGCUGGUGGAUUUAUUAACAAGGAUGGUCUGUUGCCCUGGUAG